GCCACGAACUCGGGCUACAGCAAUACAGCUACAGUCCUAUCACGAGUUCCACUACUGACCUAGGAUGGACACUACCGACCUUGACACGGAACAGAUGUCGAGUUCAUCUCUCGCGCUGCUCUCUCCCAAUGACGUCGACUCGCUCUACGAGCCGCCUUCCAACGACGACAACGACCCGAAAACGAUCCUUUUCUGCAUCCUCGCGGCGCUCACAGUCGCCGUCAUCACUGUGACCGUUACCCUGUAUUUUAGUGGUAAGGAUGCUGACAAAUCGGUCAUAGUGGCCUGGCAACACACGACUGCCAGCUCGAUGCAUGCCGUGCACAACUUGACGGAUGCUGGACACGACUGGACUCAUAGCGGCCCCACCGAUACCGAACGUACUGAAUCGACGACAAUGCCUGUGAACUUGACGGUGCCGCACUACCGUCUACCACGGGACGUCAGGCCUACCCACUACAACCUCACCAUCUCCGUUCACAAAGAUAUCGACGUCGGGAAUUUCACCGGCAAAGUAGACAUCUAUCUGGUCUGCCAGGCAGCAACGGUCUCCAUCAGUGUCCACUCCGGCGCUGGCAUGCAGCUGAGAGCAAACUUCAGCGACGGCAUCAAUGUCCUCGGCUACACGACGAACGGGGACGUCGUAACGAUGACGCUAGACAAAACACUGGAGCGUGGCACGGAGUAUGUGCUGAGUAUAGAGUACGAGAACCUGUUUGCUCUUCCUGGAGAAGAAGGGUUCUUCACAGACCAUGAACCGAGCAUUUCCCGGGUUACAUACGUGACAUUUUUCGAACCCACUGGCGCACGGCGUGCUUUUCCUUGCUUCGACGAGCCUGAUAUCAAGGCGACAUUCUGUGUCAGCGUGCUGCAUUCGCAGACCUUGCACGCCAUCAGCAACAUGCCUAUAAUAGGCUCUCGUCCAAGUGGCGACGGCAUGAUAUUGACCAGUUUCCAGAAGACGCCAGUGAUGUCUACCUACCUUGUAGCGUGGGCGGUUACCAACUUCAAGCACAUGACAAAAGGCAGGGUGUCUGUGUGGGCCGAGAUGCACACGGAAGAUCACAGAAUGAGUGAAGCCUUGGAGCUCGGCUUGAAGUCGCUCAAAUACUGCGAGGAUUUCUUUGGAAUCCCAUACGACCUCCCACACUUAAGCAUGGUUGGAAUUUCCGCCUUUUCGUUAGGUGGUAUGGAAAACUGGGGCAUGAUCGUAUAUAAGGAUACCUUGCUGUUGGGGGACGUGGACACAGAGCAGGGGCCUAACUCAGUGGUCAUUUUGCACGAAACAUUUCAUCAGUGGUCGGGAAACCGCAUGACCAAUACCUGGUGGAACGAUAUAUGGGUACAGGAGGGGCCCGUUUACUACCUCAGCCAGAUGGGCGCAGGGGAGCUGGAACCCGACAAAGGCCACGUAACGGAUUUUUUGCACGGGAGCUUCUCCUUCUAUGACUUCGGCUUUAGUAGGCCACCACUAUUUCCUACGACGAGCUCCAAGAUAGAUGCUGUCAACGCAGAUCUAUUCAUGGCUGUGCUGUUCUCAGUAUAUAGUAGGUCACACUACUUGAUUCGCACAAUACAUCUUCUGUUGGGGGACGUCGACUUCAAAGCCGCUCUUUCGGCCACCGUGAUCAAGUACGACAGAAGAAACCUGGACGGCUACGAAUUUCUCCGGUCAAUGACCGAGUUUCAAACGAUUGAACCGAAAGUGGACAUCUACGCCCACAUGCUUUCCUGGUUUGAAAGCGACAGCAUUCCCGAACUGCAUUUCUACAGGAACUACAACAACCGUACCGUCACGGCCAUACAACAUCCACUCAACAUUGCAAGGGACCUGUACCACAUUCCCAUCAUCUAUAGCGACAAUAAGCGGGGCCAGGACUUGAUGCAUCCAAUACGUGCCAACGUUAGUCACUGGAUGGCAGUGGAGCAAGAAUAUUACACCGACCCCUAUGACCACCAGACUGCCUUGAUCCUAAAUCCCGGCAUGACUGGUUAUUACCUCGUCAACUACGACGAGCGCAACUGGGCGCUCAUUGGUCAGUUCGUCGCCAAUAACCCGAACGUGAUGGAUGCGGCCUUGGUAAAACAGCUUUUCAUCAGCAGUGGCUAUUUUUACAACAAUAAGCAGAUAAGCAUUGCAAGUCAUCUCUGGAUUUGGGACUGCUUGAAGAACGUGGCUGAUCCUUCCUACUGGAUCCUGCUUUACGACAAGAUGUCGUCCCGAGAUAAAUAUUUGGUUGGACUGGUCAAUGACGACAGAUACAGGUUGCGCCUUCUAGAAAUCGCUGAGAAAGUAGCCACAACAGUGUCGUACACGUCGUCACACUUUGCGUACCAACAACAGGCGGUUUUCAAUGGGCACAUGAAGGUAAUGCUCUGUGCCUUGGACCACAGAGAUUGUGUCAGGAUUGUGCUCGACGCGUGGCAGAAGAAAAUGCAACACAUAAAUAGCUUCAAUGAUUUGACACAGUCUUUAGACGUCCUUGACGGUGAGCCAGAGGCGGUGUUGUGCAUCAUCGUAAGGCACAGCGGCCUUCCGACUCUGAAUAAGAUCAAGUCUUGGUUGAACGCUGUUGCCGGUGUAACAAAGGCACGUUGGGAAGAGGUCUUAUUUGAAGCCAUGGCGUGUUCUAACGAUGACACUAUACUAACAGAGGCCAUAAAUUUCGCCAGGGCGACGUGGCAAUCGCGGCCUUCGGUUGAAAGGUGGUCGUACAAGGUUCGCAGGCUCCUGCUUGAUUACUUCUUGCAGCUGAACACGACUGACAGCACCGAGCGCUCGUUUGCCAAACUGAUUGCUGCGGUUGUCACGGAGUUUGUCGAAGCUGACGCGGAUAUCAAGAAGCUCGAGCAACAAAUAGACGAGCUCUACGGUCCUACCAGCAGGGAUGGUGAGUCCAUCAAGAAUCAUGCCCAUAAAAAGCUGCAGGAGAAACAGAGGGACAUCCCGCACUUCAAGCGAUGGUUGGAUCGUCAGCUGCCUCCCGUCCCCUGACACUCGGCCGCCGUCAAAAAGUACCAAUAAAUAUGAGCGCUAUAAAAUUUUUCCAGA
Messenger RNA from Ornithodoros turicata, 3052 nucleotides. Its product is annotated as aminopeptidase N-like. Lineage: Eukaryota; Metazoa; Arthropoda; Arachnida; Ixodida; Argasidae. Gene Ontology annotation, biological process: peptide catabolic process; proteolysis. The transcript is spliced from 22 exons. The record is from RefSeq and is a predicted model, not a curated record. Gene Ontology annotation, molecular function: peptide binding; metalloaminopeptidase activity; zinc ion binding. Gene Ontology annotation, cellular component: cytoplasm. Bases 65 to 2995 code for a protein of 976 amino acids.